Lathyrus sativus (Indian pea) is the source of this 558-nucleotide messenger RNA. NCBI's taxonomy places the organism in Eukaryota, Viridiplantae, Streptophyta, Magnoliopsida, Fabales, Fabaceae. The record is from the annotation of a GenBank genome assembly.
AUGGCAAAUUACUAUGAUAUUGAUGACAUUUUGGUGGAGGAAGAGAUUGUGUCGGUUAUAUUUAAGAAGGAAGCAUCUGGAGUGGGAAUAGAUCCCAGUUCUGAGGCAGACUUUAUUGAAGUGGAUUCAAAAGUUGAACUGCCUUUUUGGCUGGCUCAUGAGUUGCAGUUGAGACAAGCAGUAUCAGUCAAUGUCCCCCCUUGUUUCAAUCAAAAAACAAGACUAGAGAUCCAAGCUGAUUGUGCAUGUGUGGAUAUAAGGUCCAGAUGUCCAUACUUCUAUGAAUUUGGUUGCAAGAUAGCACCCAUAGUUGGCGAUAGAACCAUCGGGGUUUUGUUGUUGUCUGCAUUUAAGAAUAGGUACAAGGAGAUCCUCACAAAGGCACACACUGCAGCAAUUGCCGCUGGUUCUAAAUUUUGGACUAUUCUAACAAAUGAGGAGAUCAAUUUGUAUGAGACAGCUCAGUCCGCAAUGGCAUCCUUCAAGAAGUGGCGAAUGGGGGGUCCCAGAUUUCAGAUAGCUUCUAUUCUUGGAAGAAAGAGAAAACCAGCUGAAUAG